AUGGCCCCGGAAUCUGUCCAUUUUAUAUACAGUGAGAAGUCAGACGUUUGGUCUCUGGGAUGCAUUUUGCUGGUCUUGAUGACGACUUCUGUCAAAUCUGAUCAAGACAUUACUGAUCUGCUACAGAAGGUCAAGGUGAACUCAUCAUGCCUGGACACAGUUUUCGAGACACUUCAGGGGCUAGCUGGGUACCCAGAGGAUCUUUGCUGCCUGUUGCAGAAAAUGCUAAAAAUUCAACCUGAAGAGAGAUCAUCAACUGAAGAUUUGGUGAAUGAACCCUACAGCAAGAAAUGCUUGGCUCUAGUUGGCUCUCCGUUGUCUGGGCUGAAGAAGACACUGCCCCCUUUUGUUCUGGAUCAGCUUGAAGAGAACAAUCUAGAGAGCAUUUUGAAAUUCAUGAAAAAUUUUGUAGAGUAUGAGGAGGCCCAAUUAUCAGCACUAAGGAUGUUGGCCAGGUAUACCAAAGAUGGACUUCAUGGGGAAAUGGUAAAGCUAAUCUCACAAGCGAUAACAACACACCGAGAUGCUUAUGCUGUACAGUUAGAAGGCAGCAAAACCUUGCGCCAUCUGCUUUCACAAGGGCUGGAACAAGGAGACAUCGAGGAAUAUUUAACCAGUGACCAUUUCAUCAAUAUGCUGGUGGAGACCGCAAGGCUUUACUACCAUGAUGCACAGCUACUGUCUGAAAUUCUCAGUUUGAUGACAAUGCUUGCAGCCAAUGAGAUGGCAGCAGAGAUGUUGGCAAGAGUGGGAUUCCUUCCAGAUCUGAUAAAGAUUACAGAACACUCCCUGGAAAACAGAGAGCUGUGUGUGUCCUGCUGUGCCCUCCUCUGGAGUCUGGCCAUGACUGAGAUGGCAUCAGGUGAAGGCAUGAAAAAGGUUGUGCCACUAAUCGCAACACUGAUUCAGAGACAUCUCAGAGAUGGACAGUUGGUAGAAUCGGCAAGUCCAGCCCUGUGGAUUCUCUGCCUGAAAGAUCAUGUGAUGGAGGACCAAAUUGAAUCUGUAUCACUAUUGCUGCUGGAUUGCCUACAGAUACACAUGGAGCGCCCUGUUCUGGCCAAAAAUGUUUGCUUGGCAUUGACGGGUCUAGUGACAAACUCAGAAUUGGCUGCCUAUCGUGUGCUGGUUCCUCUGUCUGGGAAAAGUGGUCUCUCUCUGAUUAAAGAGCUCUAUCUACUCUACUCUGAUGACCCAGAAAUUGUAGAGAAUAUCUGUCAACUCUUUAACCAGAUGGUUAAUUAUGGAAGCACACACUCCGAGUUAUGCUCACAACACAUGGAGGAACUGUUGACUGAGAUUAAAGAUCGCUAUGAAUCUGUGGAGGAGAUUGUAACACUGGUGGAAUCGACACUUUCCAUGGUAGAAAAAUAA
Molecule: messenger RNA, 1374 nt
Organism: Staurois parvus
Lineage: Eukaryota; Metazoa; Chordata; Amphibia; Anura; Ranidae
Source: the annotation of a GenBank genome assembly